Sclerotinia trifoliorum is the source of this 2013-nucleotide messenger RNA. The record is from the annotation of a GenBank genome assembly. Lineage: Eukaryota; Fungi; Ascomycota; Leotiomycetes; Helotiales; Sclerotiniaceae.
CAAAGAAACACGCAAGCAUUCACCACCUCCGUCUCUUCCCUCUCUUGUAAGCAUGCGUGGAUUAAUGGCGACAUUUGGUCCACUGUCUAACAAAUGGAAACUCAUUCUCUAAGCGGUAUUCGAAGUAUAAUAAAGAUAAAGAUCAAUUAACUCGGUUUCUGUGUCCCAUUCCGGUUCUCCGUUAGUUUUCUCUUCAACCUUUACUUCACAUCGAAUCAACAAUUUCAAGCUAAUCCAUUUCCAAAUUCUCCUGUUUCGGAAACUAAUUGAAUCCGAGCUGCCUCGUAUCAGAAAAGCUGUCUGUGUUUACGCGGCCAGCCAGAGAAGGCGUCAUUGAUUACUAGUAUCUUGGCCCUGAUCAUCAUUCCAUUUAUAUACAUAUCUACCUAAGUCCACGCCUGCUCUCUCUCUUUUUCUCAUCAAAUUAUUUCAGUAUGAAGUUCUCAACUACUCUUUUGCCCCUUGCGGCAGUUUCUACUGCUUUCGUUAUUCCUGAUGAACAGAUUACCAAUCAGAUCAUCAUUGAAUCUCAGACAAGUUCAAAAACAUGGCUCGACAGAAUUUCAGAGACUAAAGACAAUGUUUUCUCCCAUGCCGAAAAAUCCUUUAAAGAUGCAGUUGCAUUCAGCGGGAAUGCUCUCGAUAAUGCCAUCGAUAGCCUUUCCGAGGCUGGUGAAAAAGCCCAAAAUGUCAUUGAAUGUCAUCACUCAAUGACAAAGUUUGAUAUAUCGGGCUGGUUAGACUCUGCCAUUUCUGCUGUCGAGGAUAUUGAUAUCUUUGACCACCCCCACGAGAAGCCUCCCCAUCACGUAAACCCGCACCACCCGAAGAAUCCACAUCAUGGUCAUGAAGAGCCUAAUAGGACUGUCUAUGAAUUAAUUGCCAGUAGCAAGUAUACUACCAAGCUUGCUAAGCUCAUCAACGAAUAUCCGGAUAUCGUUGAUGCUUUGAAUGGCACAAAGGCAAACUACACAGUAUUUGCACCGACUGAUAAAGCGUUUGAGAAGAUCCCAGAUCACCACAAGAAACCUUCAAAGGAAUUGAUCAAGGCUAUCCUUCAAUACCAUGUAUCUCCAGAUUUCUAUCCAGCUGGUCGUGUCCUCGUUUCGCACACUAUUCCAACUACAUUGGAUGAGAGUAGACUUGGGGAUGAGCCUCAACGUCUCCGUGUUGGUUUAGGUCUCAAGGGUUUAGCCGUCAACUUCUACAGCAGAGUAGUUGCUGUCAAUAUUGUACUACUCACUGUCUCUUCCUACUCAGAACAUAUUACUAACAUCCCAUAGUUCGGAACAAACGGAGUAAUUCACGGCGUCGAUUCACUUCUCCUCCCGCCUCCCCCCGCUCUUAAAAUCAUCGAGCUUCUCCCAGGCGAAUUCUCAACUCUUCAGCUCGGUCUCGAGAAAACAGGCCUCUUCGAUUCCAUUGCCUCAGCACCACAUACAGGAGGAACAUUAUUUGCACCAAGCAACUGGGCAUUCCAAAAGCUUGGCCCUAAAAUCAAUGCAUUCCUCUUCAGCAAAUACGGCGAAAAGUAUCUAAAAGCCCUUCUCAAAUACCACGUCGUUGCAAACCAAACUCUCUACUCGGAUGCUUUCUACAAAGCCAAGUCCGAUGAUAAGAGCCUCAACCUUGUUGAUGAAAUCGAUGCUGCGGAUAUCCCCAAGGGACAUUUCCACGUCGACCUCCCUACCUUGUUAGAAAACAAGAGUCUCAGCAUCGACAUUGGAAGAUUUGGUGGUUUGAUCACUAUCAAGAUUAAUGGAUUUAGUAGCGUUAGUGUUCAAGAUGGCAUUGCAAAGGAUGGCGUCAUUCAUGUUUUGAGCUCGGUUUUGAUCCCACCCAAGACUCCAGGUGGAGCAAUGUGGGCUGGAGAAGAAUUGGAAGUGGAGGAUCUAAUGGAGAGAUCAAUUCCUUAUAUGAAUGAGGAAUUGUAAGAUGUAAGAUCUUGGGAUAGAUAGUGUAUAAAUUCCGAAAUCCAUAGCUUUUGUCCAGUAUUCCUAUUUCACUAUGGUU